This is a messenger RNA of Marchantia polymorpha subsp. ruderalis, 1397 nucleotides long. The record is from the annotation of a GenBank genome assembly. NCBI's taxonomy places the organism in Eukaryota, Viridiplantae, Streptophyta, Marchantiopsida, Marchantiales, Marchantiaceae.
CUGAAACACAGCUUAGUUAAUACACAUUGGCAUUUCUAGUCACCUAUCCAAGGAGGGAAGCCUCGUCACAUAAAUUCAUCCGCCCAUGCUAUUUAUCAACCAUGGCUAUGAGAGUGGUCCCUGCUGUCAUCUCCACUGGCAAACUGGAUGUGGUUGCGUGGGGAUGGGGUAACCUUCAUCUGCUCCCUUGCAGACCGAGCAUGUCUUCCUACAAAUCAAGCUCCGCUCUGCACCUGCAGAGCUCUCUCGAGGUGCACCGCUCUGUCGUUCGAUGCUCCGGCAGACAGAGUCGUGAAUGUCCACCCCCGAUUGUCAGAAGGACUACGUACAGCUCGGCUCGGCUCAUGUGGGACCACAAUAAUAGUAAUCGGAUGGGAUGGGGCCAGGCCAUGGGAACUCCUGCGGCUGCUGGUGCAAAGGAAAUCCUUCUCCACUUUGCGGCGUUACACCGUCAUUACGCUGUCCCUAGAAGUCUGGCGCCUUAAUUUCCCUUCAGCACAUGGUGUGGGACAGGAUUAGACUCUGGAGUGUGGAAUCUGGUGGUAGACGCUCAGUGCUGCUGACCUUCGGUUCAGUACAGCGCAGCUCUGUUCAUUUGGGACAUGCAUACAGUGGGCUCGGGGGUUGACGAUACGUAAUACAGAGAUGGGCUUUGCAGCCUCUCCUAUCUGGCUCUCCGUCCCAGCACGGCAUGCGAGGAAUUCACUACCCCGGACCCCGGCUCGUUGCAGUCGUAUUUAACGCCCUGCAGGAUGGGCAGAAUCGGCACCCGAAUCUUCUGAGAAUGAAUGUGGAGACGUGCCGGGCAACAGAAACUACGUAAGCGGAAAGCCAGCUCUUUCAGUAUGGCAAGCCAUGGCACGGCAGGAGCAGGGGUCAUGAUGGUGUGCGAAGGCCAGAUUCGACGAGAAUAUCACGCUGGUGACACUGAUUUCUGUUCGGCUGUCUUUGCAUGGACUAAGCUGAAGUUAGGAAGUUGUAGAGACCGCCAUGGCCGAGAGAGCACGAAGGAAGAAGUAGACACUACAGUGGAGUGUGCCCCCACCUCUAACACGGUUCAUCACCGGCAACAAUGCCCACCGUCUUGCGUGGGGAUGUAAGAGCCGAUGUACUGUACUCCUGUUCUACCUCCAUCCCUCUCUAUCUACUCUCGUCUCUUCUUUCUUCGGGAUCUAAUAUGAUAAAUGUCAAAAUCUCCCGCGUGCACACCAACUCCGUCACGAUCCACCCACCAACAGAUCAGCCAAGCUUUAGGUCUCCGAGACUCUUUCUUUCUCUCUCCCUCUCUACUUCUCAGAGUUCUAUGAGAAUCGGAUUUGCAAUUUGCAAACUAUUGAAAUUGAUUCGACCAUUGAAUUAUGCAAAUUACAAACCACUGAAAUUGCACUACAAGGAGC